AUGGCUAACCAAGCAAAAUCAUCAUCCUAUGAAAUUGUCCCAUUUGGUCUUGAUCAUAUUACUGAUCAACGAUUACACAACCUAUUUAGAGAUCUCAUGCAUCUGGAUCCUAUGGAUAAAAACGGACCGAUGAGUGGUUCAUGCGGUCAUCAAACUGAUCAAAUGGAAAAGUUUCUUUCCCAAACAUUCGGUUUCCGAAACAUACCUGGAGAAUAUAUUGUUCAAGGUGUAAGAUCAUUUAAAUUGGAUAACAGUGUGAGUUCUCUGAAACCAGAAACAGAAAUUCGCUUUCCUUCUAACACCACCAAUUCAUUUGCCAUGUCUGUACAAGAAAUCAUGAAUUGGCAACGUUCAUAUAGAGUUUAUGCUGACAACAAUAUUAGAGGUAUGAACAAAGAAUUUCUUAAGCGUGCUCUACAAGGAAAGAGUGAAGAUGGUGAAGAAGCCUUUCGUAUGAAAUUUGUUGUACGGAUUUCAACAUGUCCAAUCUUGAUGGAAUUCGAUGCUAAAAUUAUACGUCGUAACUUAAAUGACAAUUGGCCUAACCGAAUAAAACUUGUUUCAGUGACAGGUAUUGAUUUUGCCGGUCGAAAACAUGAUGUAGGCGACAUUCUUUACUAUGUAUCGAAUUGGAGAGAAGUUUUUCAAAUUGAUCCACAAUCACGUUUACCAUUAGUUUAUAAUGGAAGAGAUUUUUAUGUAAACGUCAAUGAACCCCGAGGCAAACUUCAUAAAGAACGUGUUCAAGACAGUUUGAUGCGUAUGGUUAGACUACGACUACAAGCAUGCGAUGCAGAAGGUGUUCAAAUUGUUGUUGAAACCGGUAUUGGACUUGGUGUAUUUGCUGGUAAUCAUAUUGGAAUCGAUGCAAAAGUACGAGCACUAUCAGCUAAAGCAAUUCUUACUGUACUCGAACGUGAUGCAUCAUUAUACAAAAACAUACGUGCUGUCAUAUUAGCUUUACCUAGAUUCAAUAGAAGUAAAUCGAAUCAUCCUGUUGCCGAUACUUUUGAUGCUUUUGUUAAUGAAUUUCACAAAGCAAAAUACAAUGGUCCUAUACCUGUACUCAUUGCUGAUCAAGAUAUGCAUCGAUUAACUGUAGCUAUUGCUCGUCAGGGUUUUAUUGUUUCUGAACUAAACCCUGCUGAUUCACAUGGUGUAUUUGGUGAAUAUUGGCAAAAUCGAGGACCAGCUGUAGAAGAAAAAUUAGCUUUGACAACAGUUGGUUUACUUGUACAACAUCAUCUUAUCAAUACAGAAGUUCUUAAUGAAAAUAACUAUCGUUUAUUAACAAUUAAUGAAGGAUCCACCUUAGAUUGGCUAGCCAGUGUGUCUAAUGAUAAUGAGAGAAUGACUACCAAUUGUUGUUCACAUCAAUAA
Messenger RNA from Rotaria sordida, 1380 nucleotides. Lineage: Eukaryota; Metazoa; Rotifera; Eurotatoria; Philodinida; Philodinidae. The record is from the annotation of a GenBank genome assembly.